AUGGAGGCUCCCAAGUCUCUCAUCCUCCUCUUCUUCCUCCUAUUCGCUUUCUACUUCCUCUCCACGUCCAUCGCUGACGAUGGAGCGGCAAUGCUCGCGUUGGCUAAAUCGUUUAGUCAUCCGCCAACAGACUGGUCAGCAACUACCUCGUCUAACAACUACUGCCGAUGGACUGACAUAAGCUGCAUCUCUGGCCGCGUUUCCAUUGUGAAUCUUGAGAAACAUGGUUUAGUCGGGUUUGUUUCUCCGACCAUUGCAAAUCUCACUUCUCUGAAGAGUAUCUACCUUAAUGACAACAAGUUAACCGGCAUUAUACCUAAGGAGUUGACAUUUAUGACUAGUCUACGGUUGAUCGACGUCUCCAACAACAACCUCACCGGGAAAAUACCGAAGUUUCCGGCUUCGGUUAAUUUUAUUUACAAACCUGGUAACUCUUUGCUGGGAACUAUUGCCGGAGAUUCUUCGACAAAACAUGGAACCGGUGGUAGUUGGAGUGUUUUAAUGGCUUGUGUGAUCACUUUCGCAAUCACGAUUUUUCUGUGGAGGUUCUUCGUGAGGCGACUAAAUGGUUUCAAUGAGGAUAACAUAUUGGGAAGCGGUGGUUUUGGUGUUGUGUAUUCCGGAAAAUUACAAGAUGAAACAAAAGUUGCGGUCAAGAGGAUGAACCUUUCAUCAUUGGGUGGUGAAAGAAUGAAACAGUUUGUCGCCGAGGUUUCCUUGCUCGCUAAGGUUAGACACAGACACGUGAUCGCUCUAUUGGGUUACUCUGUGAACGGGGACGAGAGAUUGCUAGUGUACGAGCACAUGUCACAGCGAAAUCUAGGACAUCAUUUGUUCGAGCCAGCUAAACAUGGUUACUUUCCACUGACUUGGAAACAGAGAGUUAGAAUCGCUCUAGACGUGGCACAAGGUGUUGAAUAUCUCCAUAAAUUUGCUCCACAAAGCUCCAUCCACAGAGAUUUGAAGUCCUCAACAUCCUUUUGGGUGAUGACUUGA
This is a messenger RNA of Camelina sativa (false flax), 996 nucleotides long. NCBI's taxonomy places the organism in Eukaryota, Viridiplantae, Streptophyta, Magnoliopsida, Brassicales, Brassicaceae. The record is from RefSeq and is a predicted model, not a curated record.